CGCAAUGAACAUUACAUGCUGCAAUUAAUUCAGGUGGAUUAAUAUCUUGGGAGAAGUUUGAAGACACAACUUUUGCUCUAGCUUUGAAAACUCAAAACUAAGAGCAAUGACUGUAAUUCAGAUGCUUCUGAACGUUGCAUUGCCCCCAUUAUCAUUGAUUCUGAUGUCUGCUUUCAUGCCACCUUUACUUUUAUUCAAGCUACUUAUGUAUGUCAAAAAUUUGGUGCAUACCGAAAACAUGGCAAGAAAAGUAGUACUAAUCACCGGAGCAGCCUCAGGGAUUGGCGAGCAACUAGCUUAUGAGUAUGCAAGGCGAGGAGCAAUGUUAUCUCUGGUCGACAUCAGAAAGGACAAUCUUGUAGCUGUGGCUGAUAAGGUGCGCUCUCUGGGUUCCCCUGAGGCUAUCAUAAUUGGCGCAGAUGUAUCCAAGGUUCAAGAUUGUAAGCGUUUUGUUCAUGAAACGGUGAACUACUUUGGACGAUUGGAUCAUCUGGUAAAUAAUGCUGGAAUUGGUAAUUCUUUAGCAAGGCUGGAGGAUUGGAGAGAAGGUUUUGAAUUGUUUCCGAUCAUGGACGUAAAUUUCUGGGGAGCAGUUUAUGGCACUUUAUAUGCAAUUCCACAUCUGAAAAUGAGCAAAGGCAGGAUCAUAGUGGUUGCUUCAGGUUGCGGAUGGUUCCCACUUCCAAGAAUGAGCAUCUAUAAUGCGAGCAAGGCAGCAGUCAUAAGCUUCUUUGAGACUCUGAGAAUUGAAAUUGGUAGGAGUAUUGGCGUAACUAUCGCCACGCCCGGUUUAGUGAAAACGGACCUUGCACUGAGGGCCAUUAAGAAUGAGAGUACUCUAGGAAGAAUUCCACUGGAGUCAGCAUCUGAAUGUGCUAAAGGCAUAGUGGAGAGUGCAUGCAGGGGAGAUAGGUACGUGACAAACCCAUCAUGGUUCAAAGUGAUGUUUCCAUGGAAGGUGCUUUAUCCUCAAGUCGUGGACUGGGCCUGCCGCUUUGUCUUUGGGCUUUUUCCAAACAUGAAAGGCGAUGUGCACUUGUCCACGAAAUUAGAGAAUAAGGCAGAAUAA
Abrus precatorius (Indian licorice) is the source of this 1069-nucleotide messenger RNA. Its product is annotated as 11-beta-hydroxysteroid dehydrogenase-like 4A. The transcript is spliced from 6 exons. Bases 107 to 1069 code for a protein of 320 amino acids. Lineage: Eukaryota; Viridiplantae; Streptophyta; Magnoliopsida; Fabales; Fabaceae. The record is from RefSeq and is a predicted model, not a curated record. Gene Ontology annotation, molecular function: oxidoreductase activity.